AUGGGACUUCUAGACAUCAUCAAAUCUUUCAAAUCGAAUAGUGGACGUGAAAUCCGAAUUCUACUACUGGGACUCGAUAACGCUGGCAAAACUAGUAUUCUAAAGCAGCUUUCGGCUGAAGAAAUCACAAACGUCACACCAACUCGUGGAUUCAACGUGAAGAGCGUAGUCACCAAUGGCGACAUCCGGCUCAACGUCUGGGAUAUUGGCGGACAACGAUCAAUACGACCGUUUUGGAGUAAUUACUUUGAAAAUACUGAUGCGCUCAUCUAUGUAAUUGAUUCAAGUGAUCGACGACGUUUCGAUGAGACCAGCGUGGAGCUGAUGGAACUACUGGAUGAGGAGAAACUGAGCCGUGUGCCAGUGUUGAUAUUCGCCAACAAGCAAGAUUUGGUAUCGUCUGCUCCGGCGUCAGAAAUUUCAAAGCGUUUGAAGCUGACCGAGAUUCGUGAUCGAACUCUGACCAGUUCUCAUCCAGUAUCUGAGGAGAAGUUCAAGGAAGAAGUUGAAAAGGCUGUAGACUUAUUGUACGAUGCGGAUCAUCUCUAUUACUUCUUUACGGAUCGAGAUGGCACCCUGAAAAGCUAUGCCUGCAGCUAUCCAUCCAGUAUCCAACCGGCUUACUCAGGAGUAAUUCAGGCUCAAUUCGCUCGACGAUGUGCGCAGACCUGCUGCAUCCUCACCACUGCACCGAUGAUGCAUGUUGGUGUGCUCGAUGUCUCCACGAUUCCACCAGGGUACUACUACUAUGGCGCAUCAGCUGGACGAGAAUGGUUCAUCGAUCCCUCGAAUAAGUUCAAAGACACAAGUAUCCCAGAAAAACAUCUACAGAUGCUUGAUCAGGUGAAUAGUCAACUUAGCGAGGAAUUGUUUGAUGAGAUCCAUCACAUCGUUAGCAUGCUUGAUCCGGAUUCAGCUAUUCUGGAUGUGAGGACAUCGAAGCUUGACACCAAAAUUGUCUUGAAAGUGAGUUCGAUUUGA
This is a messenger RNA of Cooperia oncophora, 981 nucleotides long. The record is from the annotation of a GenBank genome assembly. NCBI's taxonomy places the organism in Eukaryota, Metazoa, Nematoda, Chromadorea, Rhabditida, Trichostrongylidae.